Molecule: messenger RNA, 1044 nt
Organism: Helobdella robusta
Lineage: Eukaryota; Metazoa; Annelida; Clitellata; Rhynchobdellida; Glossiphoniidae
Exons: 1
Coding region: 1-1044 (347 amino acids)
Source: RefSeq, a predicted model, not a curated record
AUGUCGUCAAACAGAAAUGAUUAUUAUUCAGAAGCAUCUUCAUCCUCGUCUUUCUCAACAAGUGAACCAGAAACGCAAAAAUGGUCAAAAAAAAUAAAGACCAAAUUUGCUAUGCUUAAAAAGACAAAAUCUACUGAAAAAACUAAAUCACAGCUAUUCUCUAAAGAACCAAACCAUGACCGAAUCCGAAGCGGUGUUUGGACUGAAAUAAAAACAGAUUUUAAAACUUUUAAAAAUAACGUUCGUAAAACCGUGCGUACCGUUAUAAAUAAGUCAAAAAUUCGUAAGCGUGCGAUUGACACAAAUUCAGAUUUUACAAUGGAAAAAGGAAUGUCGCAUGAAACACUAUCGUCAUCAUCACCGACAGACUACCAGGUAGAUAAACAACAUCAACAUACGCAAGAUCCCAAACCACUGCCCCGACUUAAACGGUCCCAACCAGCCAUGCAGAAGGCUCGUGAAUCUUCUUCAUCGGCAGGUAUACAACAACAAUAUAUACAAGCCCCAAUACCAAUGCCACGACUCAAACGGUCCAAGCAACAACCAACCAAAAAAAAAGUUUGUGAAUUGGCAGACUACUCAGAAUUUAUACAACAACAACAUAUACAAGCCCCCAAACCACAGCCGCGACUUAAUAUUUUCCAGAAACCAAAAUCCCAGCUACAGGCCUUUGAUUCCUCAUCAUCGGCAAUCUACCUGGAAGGUAAACAACAACAUCAACAUCAACAAGCUCCAAAACCACUGCCACGACUUAAACGGUCCCAGCUACAACCAGCCAAGCAUCAGGCUAUUGAAUUGCAACCACAACUACUGCCACGAGCUAAUCGGGCUAAAAAACAACAAAAUAGGCCUAACGAACGACCACAACACGAAAAUGGAGCUUCUGGGCAAGAAUCAAACCGGCUCCAACUCAUGCCACUGACUAACCGUCCUGAAAAACAACUGAAUAAAACACUUGAGUCUAGUCCUAACAUUACGGCUUCCAACGUUAUGCAAAUAACUUUGAAGAAAUUACAGAGGGCAUCAAAAAAAAGAACAAAAUAA